Messenger RNA from Talaromyces proteolyticus, 1641 nucleotides. RefSeq lists its product as uncharacterized. Bases 1 to 1641 code for a protein of 546 amino acids. The transcript is spliced from 2 exons. The record is from RefSeq and is a predicted model, not a curated record. Lineage: Eukaryota; Fungi; Ascomycota; Eurotiomycetes; Eurotiales; Trichocomaceae.
AUGUCGGAUCAGAAGUAUUAUAUCUACUCCAGCGAUGCCGGGCAGAGCGGCGGCACCAACAAAUUAAUUCUCAAAAAAGACCUUCCAAUUGACGACUUUGUAUCUCGUUUGAAAAACAAAGUAAUUAUCCUACAAGAAACGCCAGAGGCUGAUGAAUACACACCAUGUGAUGCUUCGGAUGAAUGGGUGAAAUGGGUGGGCAAUUUCGGCGAAAACGGCCAGGUAUCCGCCAUGGUUGACCCAGAACUUGAACCGGAUGAGGCAUUGCAGAGCUUUCAGUUCAAUGUCGCAGGUCCCGGGGGACAAGCGUUGGUGUUCGAGUCGUCCGCAGAAGCCCUGGAGUCGGCGUUCGGCAGUGAGGCAGCAGGCCUAGUAGAUCCGCCAGGCGCUUUGGUUACGUCGAGUGUGCUGCUUUACAGUGGUCUUAUCGAGCCGUCAUCGAAUCUCACGGCAAAAGUAGAAGAUCUUUUCAACUAUGUCGGUCAGGAAGAACUGCUGGAAAAUCUUCCUUCCUCUCUAACGGCACUGACUGCGACUAUCAGCAGCUCAACUUACGAAGGCCGCCGCAAUGCCCUGUGGUUCAAUCCUGAACUCGAUUCCCAGACUAUCCUUCGAUUGCAGUACCAGCUUGAUGCCAAAAAUGCAUUCGAGGGCCUUCUCCAGAACCAAGUGCCCGGUUUGGAGUUUAUUGAAUUCGCCGCCAUCUGCAGGAAAAUCAUGACAGAGGGCCAGACAGCCGAUGAUGAAUUGGUCGGAGUUGAUCAGGGCACUGUCUCAUUGCAAGCGACCUGCACCGUGUCGAAUACGAAAAUGGCUGCUCCGCUCCAAAUGACCAUGGGAAUCGACUUCAGCGAGUCCGGAAUGACUUUUAUUUUGAAACCGAGCCAGCAGAGCGAUGGUAAUCUGGACGAUGUACUCAAAUGGCUGGAAGGAGUAGUUGCUUCGAAUCUCCCAGUUCGCGAUUUUUUCGGACCCGGAGAUACCUUCCAAGGACUCAGUCUGCAGCAAGUGGUUCUCAGUUUCAACACAACGACAGACCCGGCGAGCCCGAGGCUGGCCUCUAUUCGCGUGGACAUCGAGGCGGCGGGUAAUUUCGGCAAGGUCGAUGACAAGAUGCCGGUGUUCUUGAUGACAUACUCCUGGAUGCGUGCCAUCGGCGGAGUAGGCAGUGUCCGGGGUCAAUUGUGGUCUUCGUACGACAUUUCCAAGGAGCGAAUCCUGCAGCCGUAUUACGAAGUAUGGACGGAUAUAAGCCCUGCUACGAGAAGCCCGGGAACUGCAAUCAACUUGGCAACUCUAAUUCCAGGGCAAACAGUGAGUAUUCCAGAAAACAUCCCCUCGCAAAUCACCAAUGCAUACGCCGAGCUUUCGGCAGAGUCAGUAUCAUUUGGAGCGCUUGUCGCCACUAGAGAACCUCAGGAUGCGGAAGGCCAGGUGCCGCAACCGUACCUGCAACAGCUGCGACUCGAUGUUUCCUACGCCUGGCAGAGGGUGGCAGAAUUCAAGUUUAAUUUCAAAGUGUUGGCGGGCAUCCCACCUCCUGCGGGCAUCUCACCUUCUCCGGGCAUCACGUAUGACCAGGAUACGAUUAUCUCGGGGGAGCUGAGUUAUUUUCAAGGUGGUGAGCGGCACGAGCAGUAG